AUGAGGCUCCUGGUGCUUCUUCUUCUGCCUUCCUUUGUGUGCAAAGUGAGUGCUAUGAAGUGCCCUGCAGGUGAUCCAAUCCCUGUUCCUCAUGAAUGGUACCAGCCAGGUGACCUCCUCAUUGGUGGGAUUGCUUCUCAGAUCAUUAACCAUUUUCCUGAAGUUUCUUUCCAGGAACAACUUUCUCAGGAGCUGUUUGAUUUUCCAUAUGUAGUGACAAAGUUCUAUCAGCAUAUCCUGGCCUUGGUGUUUGCCAUAAAAGAAAUCAAUGAGAAUCCCAGGAUCUUACCCAAUUUCACCCUUGGAUUCCACAUCUAUGACAGUUACUAUGAUGCAAGGAUGACUUAUAGGACCACUCUGGACCUGCUCUUCAGAUCACAUAGACUUGUCCCCAACUACAAAUGUGGCACCCAGAAAAGCCUCAUGGCUGCUAUUGGGGGACUUACACCUGACAUUUCUUUCCACAUGGCAGACCUCUUAAAUCUCUACAAGAUUACACAGGUUGACCUAUAUCUCCAGAGGAUUUUGUUUAACAAUUCAGUUGGCGAAACUGUGUCCUUUAAUGAUCAGAGAGAACUGAAGGGCGGAUUUGAUAUAACGAACCUGGUCACUUUCCCAAAUAAGUCAUUCCAGAGAGUGAAAGUUGGAAGAGUGGAUCUCAAUGAACUAGAAGGGCAAGAAUUCAUUAUUAAUGAGAAUAUAAUUGUGUGGCCCAGAAGUUUUAACCAGGUGCUUCCUGUUUCUGUGUGCAAUGAACACUGCCACCUUGGUCAUCAGAAGAAAAGGAAGGAAGGGGAAACGUUUUGCUGCUAUGAUUGUACUCCAUGCCCAGAGGGGAAGAUAUCAAACCAGACAGAUAUGGAUGACUGUUUCAAAUGCCCCACAGAACAAUGCCCAAGUGUAAACAGAGAUGCUUGCAUCCCCAAACGUAUUAACUUUCUGUCUUACGAAGAACCUUUGGGAAUCACUUUAGCCUUAGUGGCUGUUUCAUUUUCUCUCAUCACAGCCUUGGUGAUAGGAACUUUUAUUAAGCACAAAGAUACACCCAUAGUCAAAGCCAACAACCGGGAUCUCACCUACACUCUCCUCAUCUCUCUCUUGCUCUGCUUCCUCUCCUCUUUACUAUUUCUUGGUCAACCUGGGAAAGUGACCUGCAUUCUCCGUCAACCAACUUUCAGCAUCAUCUUCUCAGUGGCUGUUUCUUGUAUUUUGGCCAAAACUAUCACUGUGAUUGUAGCUUUCAUGGCCACCAAACCAGGUUCCAGUAUGAGAAAAUGGGUGGGGAAAAGAUUGACUACCUCCCUUGUUCUUUCUUGCUCUCUUAUUCAAUCAAGUAUUUGCACUAUGUGGCUUGCAACCUCACCUCCGUUCCCUGAUUUGGACAUGGAUUCAGUAAAUUGUGAAAUCAUUUUGCAAUGUAAUGAAGGGUCAGUCCCCAUGUUUUACUGUGUCCUUGGCUACAUGGGCCUCUUGGCCUUUGCUAGUUUCAUUGUGGCAUUCCUGGCCCGCAAGUUACCUGAUAGUUUUAAUGAAGCCAAAUUCAUUACUUUCAGCAUGUUGGCAUUCUGUAGUGUGUGGGUCUCCUUUGUUCCAACUUACCUGAGCACAAGAGGAAAGGGUAUGGUGACUGUGGAGAUCUUCUCUAUCUUAGCUUCCACUGCUGGGUUAUUGGGAUGUAUCUUUUCCCCAAAGUGCUACAUCAUUCUGCUGAGACCUGAAUUGAACAAUAGGGGGCAAUUAAUAAGGAGAAAGAAUUAA
This is a messenger RNA of Rhineura floridana, 1758 nucleotides long. RefSeq names its product vomeronasal type-2 receptor 26-like. NCBI's taxonomy places the organism in Eukaryota, Metazoa, Chordata, Lepidosauria, Squamata, Rhineuridae. Gene Ontology annotation, biological process: G protein-coupled receptor signaling pathway. The coding region runs from base 1 to 1758 and encodes 585 amino acids. The transcript is spliced from 5 exons. The record is from RefSeq and is a predicted model, not a curated record. Gene Ontology annotation, cellular component: membrane. Gene Ontology annotation, molecular function: G protein-coupled receptor activity.